Teleopsis dalmanni is the source of this 1105-nucleotide messenger RNA. RefSeq names its product vesicle-associated membrane protein-associated protein A-like. The record is from RefSeq and is a predicted model, not a curated record. Gene Ontology annotation, cellular component: plasma membrane; endoplasmic reticulum membrane. The coding region runs from base 130 to 978 and encodes 282 amino acids. Gene Ontology annotation, biological process: endoplasmic reticulum membrane organization. Lineage: Eukaryota; Metazoa; Arthropoda; Insecta; Diptera; Diopsidae. The transcript has 4 exons.
UGAAAUUUAUUGUACGAAUUUGGAACUCAAUAUUCUUCGUUUUUCAAAAUUGGUUAAAAAAAAAAUUUUGAAAAAUGUCCUCUAUUAAACAAUUUCAAUAAGUCUGCUGUGUGAAAUUAACUCCUUAACAUGGGUAAAAACCUAGUUGUCAGUCCUAAUGAUGUACUUAAAUUCAUAAGAUCUUCAGAAACUCCAAGUACAUUAAAGCUUCAAAAUACCAGUAAUGACCCGAUUACAUUUAAAAUUCAAACCACAUCACCACAGAAGUUUCGUGUUCGACCACGUUUUGGUGUUUUGAAACGAGGCGAGUCGACAACAAUCAAUAUUUUACUGAAAAAGGAUGAAAACCUCAAAGAUGGCUCCGUAAAAGAUAAAUUUCUUGUUAGAGCAUUAAAAAUCCCACCAAAUGUUGAUCAAUGUGGAUCUAUGAUAACUUUUUGGAAGCAAAUUCCUGCUAACUGUUCAAGUGUUGAGGAACAUCAAGUCAUAUGUGAAUACGAUGAUUCCAGUAGUAGAUCAAAUAAAGCAUUGAAUAAACAACCAUCGAAACCAGGUUUAAAUAAACAGAGAUCAAAGCUUGGAAAAGGACUUACUAAAUCUAUCAGUUUUAUUAAAAUAACAGAUUAUGAAUAUAUGGCUAUAAAUGAACCAGACGGCGACAAUAUAAAUCAAGCAAUUGCUGGUAUGACUGGAAGUCGUUCAGGUCAAAGUCCUGGAAAUAAUUUAAGGGGUGGUGACAGUUAUUUGAGUAAAGGUCAAAGCUCUGGAAAUGUGAAACAAAAUAAGAUGGAAAGACAAUUAUGGCGCACACAAGUUACACAAUAUAUCACGAUAUUCUUGCUAUUUAUACUUGCUGUAGGCUUUGGAUAUUUAGUGAGAAAGCAAAUUGAAUUCGAUCCCAAAGCACAAAUCGAAGAAGCAUUAAGAGCCGAAGAAGCAUUAAGAGGUGAAGAUAAUUAUAAAUGUCGAAAAUGUUAACGACUUCUACUAUUUGAUUCUUAUGGUAAUACUUUAUAUUCAUUAUUAAGAUAAAUUAGUGUGAAAAACUGUUUUAGGUAUAUAAAGUUAUCGUUUAAUUAUUGUAAAAAAAAUUAAAUAAAUAAAA